UGCUCUACUUGUGUCUUCUGCCCCUCCGUCUCCGUCUGCUCUGUACAUAUCCAUUUCUACUCUGUAAAAUAGUUAAAUUCACCCCUGGAGUCCUUCUGGAUUAUUUUGGUUGGUGUGUACAGAUUUUCUGAGUGUUUUGGACAUUUCUGAAGCGGAGAAAAACGUCGUUUGUUUCCAAUGAACGUCGAAACUGCCCGUGAGCAUUAGCACGUAGCUCACUGUCCGCUAGCUAGUUGUUAGCUGGCUAGCUGCUAGCUGCACCGUCAAGGCCGUCCUCCUGCAGCACCCCGGGGCUCCUGCUCUCCUCCCAGCUCAUGUUGCUGCUGCUGCUGCUGCUGCUGAUGCUGCUGCUGCUGCUGCUGCUGCUGCUGUCGUCCACCUUCCAGGACAGACUCCAGUCUGAGGGGAAGCCCUUGUUGGCCAGACACAUGAACGUGGCCUUCCCCUGCUGCAGCUCCUCUCUGGAGGGGGCCAGCACCGUCAGGGAGGGACGGACAUCACCCACUGCAGAGAGAGAGAACACAUUUUAGACAAACUGGGAGUUUGGAUCAAACUGCUCUUCAGAGAUCAGUAACCAUGGCAACAGACAGGCAUCACUGCUGAACCACGACAACAGACAGGUUUCAGUAACGAAGAUAAACGUAUUAAAGUGGAGUUUUGUUACUCUGGAGUUAAAUAUGCAAACCAUUAUGCUUAGUCUGACAAUUUUAAAAUAGAUUCCUGAUGCAAACGUCAAUUUUUGCUGUCUCUGUGAAGAACAGAAGUUAAAAUGUCAGAAUGUUUAAAUAAUUUAGAAAUUACUCUUCAGUUCAUACUUCAUACAAAACAAUAUUCUUAUAUGUGAGUAAUUUUAUAGACACACAGACAAAUGAGCAUUAACAUAUUUCAGUGAAGAUUUUACAGUGCAGAAAAAUAAACAUAAAAACUGUAGAAGAAGAAAUUUUUAUCCUGUGUAUGAAAGAUUUGUUUAAAAAAAAUUAUAAUUUAGAUAAAAUGUGUCCCAGAGUUGAUGUAUUUCAUAACAUUUAGGAAAAACAUUUUAGAAAACUAAAGCCAUAGACAUAUACAAAUGAUCACUGACACAUUCCUGAUCAAUAUACUGAUAAAGUGAUUGAUCCAUUGAUAACCUGCAUCAUCAGAUUGAUCCAAGUCCCUGUUGGAGUCAGUCAGAGUAUUUCCAUAGAGAGACACUUUGCAUCAGCAGCACCAUCCUCCAGUGCUCUGGGAGACUUUAUAGUCCUGACACUUGAACACUGGAUGACUGACAGCUGUCCUCCAUGACAACAGAAGACACAGAAAUCCUCCUCAUCACAAACAUGACUUUCAUCUUCAUCUGGACUCUCCUGUGCUUCACUCAGGAGUCUGUUGGACAAAAUGUUGUUGUGACUCAGUCAGCAGUUAAAUCAGUGCAGCUCAGUCAGACUGUCUCUAUUGACUGUAAGGUCAGUAGACAGGUAGCUCACCACUCUGGUUCUAAUUACUACCUGGCCUGGUACCAUCACAAAACUGGAGAAGCUCCUAAACUCCUGAUUGACAGAACAUCUGACAGAUUUUCAGGAAUUUCCUCCAGAUUCAGUGGAAGUGGAGCAGGGAAUGGACUUGACUUCACUCUGACCAUCAGUGGAGUUCAGGCUGAAGAUUCAGGAGUUUAUUACUGUCAGAGUUAUCACUGGAUCAACAGUCAGAAUUUUGUAUCACUGUGGUACACGUUUGGUGGAGGAACCAGACUGGAUGUUGGACGUGAUGUCCGUCCCUCCCUGACGGUGCUGCCCCCCUCCAGAGAGGAGCUGCAGCAGGGGAAGGCCACGCUCAUGUGUCUGGCCAACAAGGGCUUCCCCUCAGACUGGAGUCUGUCCUGGAAGGUGGACGGCAGCAGCAGCAGCAGCAGCAGCAGCAGCAGCAGCUGGGAGGAGAGCAGGAGCCCCGGGGUGCUGCAGGAGGACGGUCUCUACAGCUGGAGCAGCACCCUGAGGCUCCCUGCAGACCAGUGGAGGAAGGUGGGCUCUGUGAGCUGUGAGGCCACCCAGGGCUCCCAGACUCCACUCUCAGAGACACUGAGGAGAGACCAGUGUUCCCAGUCCUGACCUCACCCACUGGGAACAUCACACUGGUUUCACUCUGCUGUUCUCUGUAUUUCUCUUUCUCUCGUUAUCUCACCUUUGUAUCGUAACUUCAUCUUAUCAUUAUUUUUCACCUUCAGUGAUGC
Amphiprion ocellaris (clown anemonefish) is the source of this 2206-nucleotide messenger RNA. RefSeq names its product immunoglobulin kappa light chain-like. Bases 1278 to 2084 code for a protein of 268 amino acids. The transcript is spliced from 4 exons. NCBI's taxonomy places the organism in Eukaryota, Metazoa, Chordata, Actinopteri, Pomacentridae. Gene Ontology annotation, biological process: immune response; immunoglobulin production. The record is from RefSeq and is a predicted model, not a curated record.